UUUGGCCUUUUUGUUUGGUGUUAUGUAGACCUCUAUGUUGGGUAGAGCAUAUGUCAUUGGACAAUGAAACUGGACUGGAUCCUUCUGGUACAAGAGUUAGGCCGGUCACUGGACUUGUUGCAGCAGAUUACUUUGCAGCUGACUAUUUUGUGUGGGUAGUUCUGAUCGCCAAUUUGGCUCGGCUUGGGUAUGAGGAGAAAACAAUGUACAUGGCUGCGUAUGAUUGGAGACUUUCAUUCCAGAACACUGAAGUGCGGGACCAAACCCUGAGCAGUAUAAAAAGCAAUAGAGAACUCAUGGUAAAUACAAAUGGUGGGACAAAGGUGGUUGUUGUUCCACAUUCAAUGGGAGUUCUGUACUUUUUGCAUUUCAUGAAGUGGGUUGAGUCACCAGCUCCAAUGGGUGGUGGUGAUGGGUCAGAUUGGUGCGCUUAGCAUAUAAAGGCAGUGAUGAACAUUGGUGGGCCAUUUUUAGGUGUUCCAAAAGCAGUCUCGGGACUCUUCUCUUC
Telopea speciosissima is the source of this 508-nucleotide messenger RNA. Its product is annotated as phospholipid:diacylglycerol acyltransferase 1-like. Gene Ontology annotation, biological process: lipid metabolic process. Gene Ontology annotation, cellular component: cytoplasm. NCBI's taxonomy places the organism in Eukaryota, Viridiplantae, Streptophyta, Magnoliopsida, Proteales, Proteaceae. The coding region runs from base 51 to 434 and encodes 127 amino acids. The record is from RefSeq and is a predicted model, not a curated record. The transcript has 2 exons.